Messenger RNA from Melitaea cinxia (Glanville fritillary), 1525 nucleotides. It is a transcript of the gene uri, whose product is annotated as unconventional prefoldin RPB5 interactor 1. NCBI's taxonomy places the organism in Eukaryota, Metazoa, Arthropoda, Insecta, Lepidoptera, Nymphalidae. Gene Ontology annotation, molecular function: phosphatase inhibitor activity; transcription corepressor activity; chromatin binding. Gene Ontology annotation, biological process: negative regulation of transcription by RNA polymerase II; negative regulation of phosphatase activity. The record is from RefSeq and is a predicted model, not a curated record. The coding region runs from base 125 to 1474 and encodes 449 amino acids. The transcript has 4 exons.
GAAUGAAGUACAGGCUAAUUCAGAAAUUGUCAAAGUCAUAUGUUUCUGUAGUUCAAUACUGUAUAUAGUUCAGUUUGGUUUUAAAUUAAGCGUGAUUUAUAAUUAUUUUCAAACAUUUAAGACAAUGAAUAUUCUAAGUGAUGUAUAUAGAAAAAGUUUGGUUGAAAACGACCGAAAUAUUUGUUUUUGGGAACAAUAUUUACAAAACCUCGAAGCUCUUGACUUUAGUGUAUAUUCGGAAAAAUUAAAAGUGCCAAUACUAGUUCCUAUAGGAAACAAGAUUCUAUUUAGAGGAGCUCUUCAGCAUACUAAUGAAGUGACCGUUGCACUCGGAGCAGACUACUUCGCUAAAUGUUCUGUAAAACAGGCUGAAGUGUUGAGGCAACGUAGAAUUGCAGAUGCAAAAUCUAAACUAGAACAAUACAAUAAAGAAAAAAAUUAUCUUGAAAGUCAGAUUUCAUUUGGUAAAGAGAAUCUUUAUGGUAAUCCUGGCCAAGAUAUAAUUGAAACCUGUACUGAAGAAGAGGAUCAAGCUUGGAGAAAACAACACAGAGAGAGAGUAAAGAAAUACAAUCAGAGUAAAGAUAAAAAACAGGAAGUUGCCAGCCAGGAUGAAAUCACUGACGAUGAACUGUGGCUAAGAUUAGAAGAACUAGAGUUACAAGAAGAAUUAGAAAAUGAUUAUGAGAAUACAAGAGAUUAUGAGAAAACAGAGGAAAACGAACCAGAAAGUGAUGACAACAGUUUUGACUCCUUCAUUAUUAAGGUAGAUGAUGUCAGUAAUACUCAAACAGACUUAGAAAAAACGGAAGCUCACAUCAUAAAAACCAUUCCAGAACAAGCACCCAAGAUAGGCCUGAUCCAGCAAGUUAUAGACAGACAAAAAAUGUUGGAAAGCAAAUUAAAUGAGAUGAAAAACAGAGAAAGAACACAAACUAAAACUGAGGAGGAUUUACUAUCUAGGUUAGAUGAAAUAGAGCAGCUUGAUGAAGUCGAAGACGAAAUGAAUAGGUUGGAAGAUAUGAUAGAAGGUAGUAGUGAAGAUGAAACAGAAGUAAAAGAAAUUGAAGCAUCUCCUAAAAUUAAAAAAAGCAUUACAUUUGCUGAUGAAGACAGUGAGACGUUAGAAAUAAUAUUUAAACAUUCAGAUGUUCAACCAUCUAAAGAACCUUACAAAUCAGAUAAAGGAAUCACAAAACCUAGUGAUAUCUAUGAGGCUUAUUCAAAUUUGUUUAUUACAGAAACAACAUCAAUUCUUAGAAAAUCUAAGUAUGAAAUUGACCUUAAUGUUGAAAACAAUAAUUAUAUUUUCGAAGACCCACAACCUGUAAGUCCUGUAAUAGAAAAACCAGAAAACCAAACCAUUCAUGUAAAAGAUGUUAAAGAAAUCACAGAUCAGAAUCAAAUAAAAGUAGAUAGUGACAACAGACCUACAAGUCUAUUCAAAAAGAGAAGACAGCAACAAAAAACGUAAUCUUAAUUUUGAAUUUUCAUACAUUUCAAUAAAAGACAAUUAUAACCCCAA